AUGGGCCACAGCAAGAGCUUCUCGGUGGAUGAUGGCUUUGAGUUUGACGAGGCAUGCUUCAGAAGGUUUUACAAACCGUUAUCAAAUCUUCCAACACCUCCUCCUUCGUCCCGAAACUCUUCAGCCGCUCAGAGUCCCCGCAUUCUUGCCGAGGGCGAAACUCCAAACUCAGACCUUCUAGCCCCUGCAAUCCAUCUCACUCAGAUGAUUCCCCCAGGACUCUCACGGGAAGAGCCAUCUACUGCUACAGUUCAGUUUAUGCUCAGCCACGCCGAUUUACCCAUGGAUCUCAUCGCCUUAGCAGCCUGCAUUCUAGAUGCCCUUCCCUCGAGAUUCCGCCACAGCUGGCGUAUGUCCUAUCCCAGGUCGCGGCGGACCUCGCCAGUAUGCAAGCGGCACACUCUCCCAUCGACUCCGAUUCAGCUGGAACAUGACGCACAGGCCGAUACAGUGUUACCCGAGGUCGCAGUUCUUGCAGCCCUGAUGAUUGCCGACAAGUUUGUAGCCGACCUGCAGGAGCCGACAAGUUAUUACGCGAGCAGGUGGGGAAUGGAUAUCUGGUCUUGCGAGCAGAUCAACUUCACCGAACGCUGCAUAAUGGAGGCUCUGGGAUAUCGCAUUCUACCGCUAUGGGACGCUCAAAUCAUCAAGGAGGUACGCCAUGAUAUUGAGCUCGUUCGCCGAGAGCUGAUGGACGAAACAAGUGGGAUGGCACCCGAGGCAAGAGACUACGAGCUCUGCAGCAACAGGCCGAUGAGCUCCGGAGAAGCAGUCGUCGGUUUGGGUCUUCAGCUCACACCUGCAGAGACGCCGAAGUCUCAAUUAACGGCCGGCCAAUACGAUCAGGAAACUCGAGAGGCGUUCAGCACCGCCAGGGCCGUGCCUCCAGACUACCUGCAUUUGCCAAACGAGGCCAGGCACCCUUGA
Pseudomassariella vexata is the source of this 927-nucleotide messenger RNA. RefSeq lists its product as uncharacterized. Lineage: Eukaryota; Fungi; Ascomycota; Sordariomycetes; Amphisphaeriales; Pseudomassariaceae. The record is from RefSeq and is a predicted model, not a curated record. The transcript is spliced from 2 exons. Bases 1 to 927 code for a protein of 308 amino acids.